Messenger RNA from Procambarus clarkii (red swamp crayfish), 681 nucleotides. Lineage: Eukaryota; Metazoa; Arthropoda; Malacostraca; Decapoda; Cambaridae. The record is from RefSeq and is a predicted model, not a curated record.
AUGCCAGCACACUUUGGACGUGACACGAGUCCAGUGUGUUGUGACAUGCUAGCACACUUUGGACGUGACACGAGUCCAGUGUGUUGUGACAUGCCAGCACACUUUGGACGUGACACGAGUCCAGUGUGUUGUGACAUGCCAGCACAAUUUGGACGUGACACGAGUCCAGUGUGUUGUGACAUGCCAGCACACUUUGGACGUGACACGAGUCCAGUGUGUUGUGACAUGCCAGCACACUUUGGACGUGACACGAGUCCAGUGUGUUGUGACCUGCUAGCACACUUUGGACGUGACACGAGUCCAGUGUGUUGUGACAUGCCAGCACACUUUGGACGUGACACGAGUCCAGUGUGUUGUGACCUGCUAGCACACUUUGGACGUGACACGAGUCCAGUGUGUUGUGACAUGCCAGCACACUUUGGACGUGACACGAGUCCAGUGUGUUGUGACAUGCCAGCACACUUUGGACGUGACACGAGUCCAGUGUGUUGUGACAUGCCAGCACACUUUGGACGUGACACGAGUCCAGUGUGUUGUGACAUGCCAACACACUUUGGACGUGACACGAGUCCAGUGUGUUGUGACAUGCCAACACACUUUGGACGUGACACGAGUCCAGUGUGUGAUGACAUGCCAGCACACUUUGGACGUGACAAGAGUGUGAUAAUGAUGCAUUCGUAG